Messenger RNA from Microsporum canis CBS 113480, 588 nucleotides. RefSeq lists its product as hypothetical. The record is from RefSeq and is a predicted model, not a curated record. The transcript is spliced from 4 exons. NCBI's taxonomy places the organism in Eukaryota, Fungi, Ascomycota, Eurotiomycetes, Onygenales, Arthrodermataceae. Gene Ontology annotation, cellular component: CHRAC; nucleus. The coding region runs from base 1 to 588 and encodes 195 amino acids. Gene Ontology annotation, molecular function: protein heterodimerization activity.
AUGCCUCCCACCAAAGCCAGCCGGGAAUCCUCAGGCGAAGCAACUGGCCACUCAUCCCUGCCGUUGGCCAGGAUAAAACGGAUCAUUCGGGCGGAUGAAGAUAUAGUACAAUGCUCUACGAGCGCGACCUUCCUUAUCGCCGUUGCCACGGAGAUGUUCGUUCAGUAUCUCACAGAGCAAGGAUAUAACGUGGUCAGGUCCAACAACCUGAAGAAUCUACGAUAUGCCGAUAUAGUGUCUCUAGCUACUGCUGUUUCACGUAUCGACAACCUCGAGUUCCUCUCCGAUGUGAUCCCCAAGACUACGACGUACGGUAAAUUCAAGGAGAAACGAGCGAGGGAGAAGGCAAAGGAAGACGGCCAAGUUGUGAACCAACGGACGCUAAAAGAGAUGCAAGCACGCCAGAACGGGACGCCGGAGCGUUCUCGGGAAGAAUCGAUGGUCGAUGUGGGCGAGCGGAACGUGAACGAGCUGUCUCCCCGUCCGCCGAUGGUUAUACAUGCCUCUCGAUCCCGCAGCAGGCUCGUGGACGAAGAUGCCGCCCAGCAGCGGCCGGACAGGGACAACGACGUCGAAAUGACCCUGUAA